Chionomys nivalis (European snow vole) is the source of this 2976-nucleotide messenger RNA. RefSeq names its product peroxisomal biogenesis factor 10 (gene Pex10). The transcript is spliced from 6 exons. Gene Ontology annotation, cellular component: peroxisomal membrane. Lineage: Eukaryota; Metazoa; Chordata; Mammalia; Rodentia; Cricetidae. The record is from RefSeq and is a predicted model, not a curated record. Bases 52 to 1011 code for a protein of 319 amino acids. Gene Ontology annotation, molecular function: zinc ion binding. Gene Ontology annotation, biological process: protein import into peroxisome matrix.
GGCCCCGCCCGUGAGGCGCGCCGGCGCGGUGUGAGCUCACCGACUCGGGCCAUGGCGCUGGCAGGUGCACCCGAAGUGAUCCGGGCGGCGCAGAAGGACGAUUACUACCUGGGAGGUCUGCGAAGCGCGGCGGGGGGCGCGCUGCACAGCCUAGCGGGUGCAAAGAAAUGGUUGGAAUGGAGGAAAGAGAUUGAGCUACUCUCGGACAUAGCCUACUUUGGCCUCACCACAAUUGCAGGCUACCAGACGCUUGGAGAGGAGUAUGUUGGGAUCAUUCAGGUGGACCCCUCCCAGCAGCGUGUGCCCUCCAGGCUCCGCCGUGGAGUGCUGGUCACACUGCACACUGUCUUGCCCUACCUGCUGGACAAGGCGCUGCUGCCCCUGGAGCAGGAGCUGCAAGCCGAUGGUGAUAGUACGCGUCUGCCGUCUGUAGGACGCAGCCGAUCAGGGGCAAGGCGCUGGGUGCGUCACCAUGCAGCCACCCUGACUGAACAGCAGAGGAGGACACUCCAGCGGGCAGUCUUUAUCCUCAGACAGGGCCUUGCCUGCCUCCACCGGUUCCAUGUUGCUUGGUUUUACAUCCAUGGUGCCUUCUACCACCUGGCCAAGAGGCUAGCAGGGAUCCGUUAUCUCCGUGCUCGCCGCCUGGCUGGAGAGGACCUGAGGGCUCGCACAAGCUACCGACUGCUGGGACUCAUCUCCCUGUUGCAUCUGGCACUGUCCAUGGGGCUGCAGUUGUACAGCUUCAGGCAGAAGCAGCGAGCCAGGAAGGAGUGGAGGCUGCACCGCAACCUGUCCCACCGCAGGAGUUCCCUGGAAGACAAGGCUGUUUGCAGAACCCCACUAUGCACCCUAUGCUUGGAAGAGCGAAGACACUCCACAGCGACACCUUGUGGCCAUCUCUUCUGCUGGGAGUGCAUUACUGAAUGGUGCAACACUAAGACAGAGUGUCCCUUGUGCAGGGAAAAGUUCCCACCGCAGAAGCUGGUCUACCUGAGGCACUACCGCUGACCAGGACCAGAUCGUCACCAAACAGCUCUGAGAAGUGGAUGGAAGUUGACAGAGUUUAUCCUCAGAACUGUGGCUGCACAGAAACAUAAAGUCCUCAUGCACUGUUCUCUGUCAUUUAAGCUACAUAGUUACCUGGGAAGAGAAAGGGUUGGGGACAAACAGGCAAUACUCCAUAGGGGGUAGGAGAGUUUGUUGCCCCUUAUUAUUGGCUUCUUCUGACCCUCUGGAGUAGUGGGUUCCCCUCCCUCCCUAGGUCACACAGCUGAGAGCUGCUUCGGAAGUUCAGGGUAUUUUAUUCAGGUCUGUGUGAGAGGCAGGGCUGAGGGUGAGGCUGGGGGUGAAGCCCUGCACUGUGGGCUCCACACCCACCGAGGUCAGCACCCACCUAACACUCCUGCCCCAUGCUUAUUAAUACUAUUGCCAACUCCUUAGGAAAACAGAGGUCUUCCUCGUGGCCUUCUGGGUAGGAAUGGGGGCUCCCUGGGUUGCAGAUUUUUUUUUUUAAUUAUAUGAAGGUGCACACAUGCCGUGGUACAUGUAUGGAGAUCAGAGAACAACUUGCAGGAGCUGAUUUUUUUUUUUUUAAUCAUGUAUUUCGGGAGUUAACUCAGGUUGGGCUGUACAGUAGCAUCUUGUUGAAACCUUGCCGACCUGACAGUUGGCUUAGUGAGUUUUCUCCUAUAAACCAAUUUCCAUGUGUCCUCAGAUACCAGUUCUCUGAGGAAGUUAGGUGAACAGCUGUGACUUGCUUUCCCAGUGUCACCUGUGUCCAGCUCCCUCCUGACUUUUCCCUAGCUUGAUUCCUGCCUCCAUUUGACAUUUCCAAGCUUUUAAUGUGAGUUCAUGUCAGACAGCCUGGCACAUCUUUGAGAAACUAAUUUCACAGAAAAGCCACACUAAGAACACAAGAUCUAGCCGGGCACGGUGGUGCACACCUUUAAUCCCAGCAUUCAGGAGUCAGAGGCAGGUGGAUCUCAGUGAGUUCAAGGCCAACCUGGUCUACAGAACUAGUUCCAAGACAGCCAAGGCUACACAGAGAAACCCUGUCCCAAAAGAACAAAAACCAAAACCCAGAAGAUCUAGAAAGACCUCAUAAAACAGUGUGAAGAUGUCCGGAUAGAAGCCCAGUCCCCAGCAGUGGUCUUUGAUGUCACAAGGUUCCUUGUGAAGGUCCCCUUACCAAGAGCAGGAGCCAUCCUGCUAGGUGGAGCAGGGGACCCAGACAUACACAGGGUAACUAUUUAUUUAUUUUAUUUUAUUUUUGGUUUUUCGAGACAGGGUUUCUCUGUAGCUUUGGUGCCUGUCCCAGAACUAGCUUUUUUAGAGCAGGAUGGCCUCGAACUCCCAGAGAUCCGCCUGCCUCUGCCUCCCGAGUGCUGGGAUUAAAGGCGUGUGCUACCACCACCCGGCCAGGGUAACUUUAGGGACCCUACGGGAAGACGGAGUCCCCAUGGGAACCUGGAACACAGCUCUACAGACCUGCAGCACCCUGUCUGUAACUCACUCCUCUGGCUGGGUACACCCAACUUUCCAUCACACCUGAGCUUAGUCAGUGAUGAGGAAAACAACACAGAAAAUAUAAACAAAAAAUGUUCAGAUUUGAACCCCAAGUGCUCACAUAGUUAGAAAGAAAGAAAGAAAGAAAGAAAGAAAGAAAGAAAGAAAGAAAGAAAGAAAAGAAAGAAAAGGAAGGCGCAGACCAUUAGAAAGUGAUGGGUUGAGAGCACAAAGUGUGGCUCUAGAAGGAACAAAAGGAACCCAGGUGACGGACUGGGUAGGGUUCUGAACAGGUCACAGCCCCAGUCCCUCCGAUCCCUAUGGUGUUUCCUCCGCCCUGGUGGGACCUGGCAUCAUGGUUCCCCUCCUCCAGCUGUGAAGAGCAAGCUGUACUUCAGUGAAUGACUAGUGGUGUAGACGAAGACUAUACAAGCAAGGGACGCUUUCUUUAAUAAAGUUGGAAUUUAA